This is a messenger RNA of Zingiber officinale, 2175 nucleotides long. RefSeq names its product CBL-interacting protein kinase 19-like. NCBI's taxonomy places the organism in Eukaryota, Viridiplantae, Streptophyta, Magnoliopsida, Zingiberales, Zingiberaceae. The coding region runs from base 214 to 1665 and encodes 483 amino acids. The transcript is spliced from 2 exons. Gene Ontology annotation, molecular function: protein kinase activity; ATP binding. The record is from RefSeq and is a predicted model, not a curated record. Gene Ontology annotation, biological process: signal transduction; protein phosphorylation.
GUCGCGUCAUUUUGGGAGAUGCUGUCGCUCCACCACCGACGCGGCGCCCGGCCGAUCAGCUUAUAUAUAAAUAGCUCUCGACAUUAGCGCUGCACUUGUCGUUCCUCGGAUCGAAGGCGCAAAUAUUGACGAGAGAAACGGAGCGAUCGAGUUUACUCAUUUGAGAUUUGAGAUCGGAAUAGGGAAUAGGGAUUAGGGAUCCGAUCGUAGCCAAUGGCAGAGGCAGCCGCGCCGGAGAUGAGUUUGACUGAGAAGAGGAGGAAUAAGGAUACCGGAGGAGGCGGCCUUCUCCUCGGGCGGUUUGAUGUGGGCAGGCUCCUCGGUGCCGGCUCCUUCGCGAAGGUCUACGUCGCUCGCGACGUUCGCACCGACGAGCUCGUGGCCAUCAAGGCGCUCGACAAGGAGAAGAUCGUGAAGGGAGGAUUCGCCGCGCACAUCAAGCGCGAGAUCGCCAUCCUCCGCCGCGUACGCCAUCCAUACAUCGUGCAGCUCUUCGAAGUCAUGGCUACCAAGACUAAGAUCUAUUUCGUCAUGGAGUACGUCCGCGGCGGCGAGCUAUUCGGCGGCGUCGCCAAGGGGCGGCUUCUCGAGGACACCGCCCGCCGCUACUUCCAGCAGCUGAUCUCCGCCGUAUCCUUUUGCCACGCCAGAGGCGUCUUCCACCGAGACCUCAAGCCGGAGAACCUCCUCCUCGACGAUAACGGUGACCUCAAGGUCUCCGACUUCGGCCUAUCAGCGGUGGCUGAGCAGAUGCACGUAGAUGGCCUCUUGCAUACCUUCUGCGGCACGCCCGCAUACGUCGCGCCUGAAGUGCUAUCCCGCAGGGGCUACGAUGGCGCCAAGGUUGACGUCUGGUCCUGUGGUGUCAUCCUCUUCGUGCUCAUGGCUGGUUAUCUCCCCUUCCACGACCGCAGCAUCGUGGCCAUGUACCGGAAGAUCCACAAAGGAUCCUUCCGAUGCCCACGGUGGUUCUCGCAGGACCUUGUCCAUCUCCUCCAUCGCCUCCUUGAUGUCAAUCCUCAAUCCCGAGCCACCAUUCCGGAGAUCAUGGAGAAUCCUUGGUUCAGAAAAGGGUUCCGACACAUCCGAUUUUAUAUCGAAGACAACCAAUUACAUAGCUUUAACGAUUCAGACUCAGAAGAUGAACAAUUGCAGAGUAAUCAACCAAAGCCGGAUGAGACAUACGAAUCAGGGUCAGAAUCGGAUAGUUCCGUGGCAUCCUGUCCAGCAUCAUUCUCCGACGAGCCGUACCAAUGUCAUCCAUUGUUAAGGCCACCAAGCCUUACCGCAUUUGAUAUCAUAUCUUUCUCAAGAGGCUUUGACCUCUCAGGUUUGUUUGAAGAGAAAGGGGAGAUGACCAGGUUCUUGUCCAAGGAGCCUGUCGAAGCAAUAGUAUCGAAAUUGGAGGAUAUUGCAAAGGGUGUGAGCUUUAAGGUCCGGAAGAAUGGAUGCCGGAUCAGCUUGGAAGGAACUAGAGAGGGUGAGAAGGGCCCGUUGACAAUCGGCGUGGAUGUAUAUGAGCUUACACCAUCCAUGGUUGUGGUCGAGGUGAAGAAGAAGGCAGGUGACGGAGGGGAGUAUGAAGAGUUCUGCAAUAAGGAACUCAAGCCAGGCUUACAACACCUCGUCUAUAUCUCCACCCACAUUGCCCGUGAUACUGAAUAAAAAAUGGUCUACUUGUGUUGAGCAGUUCAACUCAAAGCAUUGGCUGGUUGGUUGUCUGUUGGGACACUGGAGUAGAGGGAUUUGUCUUCAGAUACUAUAGUCAUUUGGUGGACAAAUCAUUUCUUCUCAUUAUACUUCAAAUGCUGAUUUUCCUAUUCUUUUCUAGUGUUUAUAAAUACAGUUGACAAGGCUGAACCUCUGACUAGCACCGAUCAAACUGGCAUCAGCAAGGUUUGUCGAACAUUUGUUCUCUGUAUUCGAUUAUUACCUUAUUCUUUAAUUAGGUCAUUAUGGUUUCUUCCCCUGGUUUGGGUACUUCUGUUGUGAAUUUGAGGUCAUACGUCCAUAACUAGCUAAUGAGCCUGUUGUGUAGCAUGGUUACCUAUUAUUUUGUGUAUGCAUACAAAGGUCUUGAAUAGUCAACAAGAUAACUGUAAAAAUCACACUCAGUGCCUGUAUAGCGAUGUUGUCGUUGCAAUCAAGAUUAUGUUUACUGCAAAUUUUACUGCA